CUUUGGUGUGAGGUUAUAUUACUGACGACUUCCUGUUGCCAUUUGCGGCGUGGAUGGGAAUAAGGAAUAAUUUUUGUAUUAAUUUGUUUUUACCAUUUCGUUGUAUGUGGCAUUGACGAAGUUAUAAUGCCAAAAUACUAUUGUGAUUACUGUGAUACAUACCUUACACAUGACUCGCCUUCAGUAAGAAAAACACACUGCAAUGGCAGAAAACACAAAGAAAAUGUAAGAUUAUUCUACCAGAAAUGGCUGGAGGAACAGGUGCAGAAAUUGGUGGAUGAUACAACUGCAGCGUUCAAAGCUGGUAAGAUAGCGUCCAAUCCAUUCCAGUCGGGAGGGGGAGGUGCUGGAGGAGCCAUGGUCCCACCCCCAUCUGGUAACAAAACAUCCAAACCACAGAAUGCUCCAACAGCUGCCGGACCCCCUAUGGCAAGCCCUAUGGGGGGCCCAAUGGGUGGUCCAGUUCCCCUUAUGGGCCCCCCACACGGAGGUCCUAUGCCUCCUAUGAUGCCAGGUAUGCGACCACCCAUGGGACCUAUGAUGGGUCCGCCAAUGCAUCCUAUGGGAAUGGCCAUUCGACCCGGACCCUUAAUUCAGGGACCACCUCGCAAAUAAACAUUUUACUAUCAAACUCAUCAAGAGAGAAAGAUGCUUGCUCAUUUGUUAAAGAAGUGGAGGGAUAUUUGUUUCUAGUGUUUUAAGACAUUUUUGAAUAAUAAGGAUUUGCCAUUGGCUUUCGUUAUGAAAUAUCAGUACAAGUUUGAUAUAUCAAAUUAUCAUAUAUUUCAUUGACUGAAUAUCUUUGACUUGAUUAUUAUUUAAAUAUCAGUUGAGAAACUAGUUUCAGAAUUGAUCUGUAUUUCUAUAAAAAUGAUUAUAGCUGUUUAUGGUUGGAAUGAUGCAGAGCGAGAUGUGAAAAAGCCAGUGUGAAAGAGGUUGGAGAAUAAAUGUAAAGUACGAAAGGUUUCAUGAACUUAUCCAUUGUGAGAGAGAUUUUUAUUGGUUUGUGUAUUAAAAUAUUUGUGAUUCA
Molecule: messenger RNA, 1030 nt
Organism: Pecten maximus
Lineage: Eukaryota; Metazoa; Mollusca; Bivalvia; Pectinida; Pectinidae
Product: U1 small nuclear ribonucleoprotein C-like
Exons: 6
Coding region: 127-615 (162 amino acids)
Biological process (GO): mRNA splicing, via spliceosome; mRNA 5'-splice site recognition; spliceosomal snRNP assembly
Cellular component (GO): U1 snRNP; nucleus
Molecular function (GO): pre-mRNA 5'-splice site binding; zinc ion binding
Source: RefSeq, a predicted model, not a curated record